This is a messenger RNA of Aspergillus welwitschiae, 2682 nucleotides long. RefSeq lists its product as uncharacterized. NCBI's taxonomy places the organism in Eukaryota, Fungi, Ascomycota, Eurotiomycetes, Eurotiales, Aspergillaceae. The record is from RefSeq and is a predicted model, not a curated record. The coding region runs from base 1 to 2682 and encodes 893 amino acids. The transcript has 2 exons.
AUGGAACCCCUGCGAAGAUCGCAAUCGUCUCGGUCCAUGAGAAGAAGCCAUCACAGCUCCCAAUCGACCGAGCCCUUCGACCCAGAGCUGGCUAGGUUUCAAGCUACCACAGCUGCGUCUCGAGCCAUGCUGCGAUCCAAGUGCUCCUAUGAUGUUCUCGGGGGUCCAAGCAAAAUGGCAGUGCCUCAGAGGCAACAUCGACCUGCAGGUGCUGCAUUAAAUGCUACAAAUGCUCCGGCUAAGGAUGUAGAUCUUCGUCGGUCUGUGCUCGACAAGACGAGCGAUCUAUCUCCGCCAGCUGGUCUACCGUCUAUCAGGGAGUUUGGAGGGCUCGAUGCCGGAAUCGCUACUUUGCCUUCUUCCUAUCGGCGACUCCGCAAGACCCGAUCGAUGUUCACGAAUUGGCAGCGCUCUUCCCAUGUAUCUCGUGGACUGUCCUCGCCUGGAUGUCCGACCCUUAAUAUAUCGACAAAGAGAGAACCACAGGAUGUUCUCCGAGCUCCUGGCACGCUGAGGCGCUCCAUGUCAUUCUUCCGGGGGGAUACCCGAGAUUCUGAUGCUCUACGAUAUGCUAAGGGUCAGGACGCAGCGAGUGAUAUGGCACACAAUCACUACCAGCAGCCGGAAGACUAUCUGACCAAGCCCAGGAAAUCAUCACUAACAGUCCCUAAAUCAAGGCCUUUUAAGAAAACACUUCGUUCAGUGGUGUUAGAGGCAGAGUCUGCAAGCGUGUCGCCGGCAAUACAGCGAUCCACGAACGUCAUAUCCUACGGUAAAGCCAGAUCACUGUCAUUGUCCCUCAAGAAAGGACUCAAGAAGGUGUUGGGCCUCUCCAGGCCUUCCUCGGCCCGUAUAUCUCUAAGGAAAUCUUCUUCAAAUGACCAGCAACGGAUACAGGGGUCGCCCUCGACCAUAUCCGCAAAGCACUCUGAUCCCUUAAAGUCUGGUGUCGAGGAAAAUGCCUUGACACACUCACCAGGCACCGAGGGGACCGUGAUAUAUACAGGAGUCACGAAAUCUGGAAGCUCCGAGAGCCUUGCCACAAGCCGCUCUCGCGUAACAAGCUGGGCGGACUCGACGAUAGCAAACACUGUGAUAACACAUAGAGCAGACGACCACAGCUCUUUGUCUGUUAUAGACGAACAUGACAGCUCCUUUUUUAAGCCAAACUCAUCUGAAGAUGUUUCACUGACCACUUGUCGCAUUCCAAAGCCUAGCUGUACGAUAGACAGUCAGCGCUUGUAUUCUGCGCUGAUGAAACGCAUUGAUGGUAACAAGACGGAGAAUGCAAGCGAAGAAAUUGUCCUUGGCCAUGUCAGGGAACAUCGCGCGAUUCCGACACCUGUUUCCUCAAUGUACACUCGCCGCAGUAGGAAGACAAUUCGUUUGAUCGCCAGCGAUGAGUCACUCCAGAGCCCAGGCUCAUAUACAACAGCUGAGGUGGGCACAGUCACUCCCUGCGAGCCAGCCCAGCGCCAGGCUCAGCGUACCCACAGCCAAAAGCACCUGCAGGACAUUCGUUUUGGUUCUGCCAGUCUGGCAUCGUCUAAACACACUAUCAAGGAGGCUUCUAGAGACGAGACCGGAAACAUGGCUAUGGGAAGAUCUCAAAGCCCAGAGGAAGACGAGGAUUCCCCAAGUAUGUAUUCUCGAUCGACUGGCGGAACCUCGCCCAAAACAACGGACCUGAAAAUGGGUGAGAGUGAUCCUGAAGUUGCGAAUGAGCCAGGUGUGGCUACCAUAUACGCAAGUCAGCGAGCGAUCUAUAGUUCGCCAAAGCGUAAUGCUGGCCAGGGUCCCGAUGCGAUGCAACGACCGAGUGCGGAUUGGCAGCAAUGGGUGCGCACGCAAAUGGAGCGGAUUGAAUAUCUUACACCCACCAGGCGUCACUAUAGAGAAGAUGCCCAAAUCCAAGACGAAACAGCGGAUCUUGCUUAUCGAACCCCAUCUCGAGAGAGACGAGGCUUCUGGAGUGGAUCGCCAGAUGAAGAUCUGUGGACAACUUGCAAAGUAACAGCCAGAAAUAACUUCUCACGUCCAUUCAGCCGAUCGUCAAGUGUACGCACAACAGUCAUUGCCCCAAAGGAGCAAGCAGACACUCUGGCUCCUCCUCCGCCGCCGUCCGACUCGAUCCCCCAGGUAUUAAGCAGCUCUAGUGGGCGUAGCUUGUUCAUUAACCAGGUGGCGACACGGCCAGAUGGUAUGGCUUUGUCGCCGGUACCUGCACUAUUGAAUAAUAGAUAUCGGGCUCCAGAGUCUCCAACUCCAAGGAGAGAUGCAACGGAUAAACCGCGGUGGAGAGCAGGGGGAAGAAGAUACGGGAGACAGCCUUCCAGGUUGCUUCCAGAAGCCCAGGAUUCGAAGGCCUCCCAAAUCAGGUCUUCACGUGCGCCUCAAGAGAAUAGAAGAUUGACUGAUGAGAAUGUCCGUGUCGAAAAUGGCUAUCAAGAGGUCGCUAGUAAGGACUGUCAACUUCAGAACAUGUACUCGCCAAUCUCGAGUAAACGUAUGGUGGAGAUGUUCCUGGAAAGUCGCCGUCGACGAAUGGGCACCGAAAUGUCCGACGGAGCACCAUCUAAGGAUGAUGGGACAAAGCUGUCUAGUGAUAGUUUGUAUGAUAGGCAUCAUAUCAAGUCAUUGUUCUAUUCACUCGCUCCCAUGUGUGAGACCCCUACUAACUAA